AAGAGAAAGAAAGAAAGAUCAACUCAUAAAAAACUGCUUGAGAGAAAGAGAGUGAGCUCUGCGAAUACAAUCAAAUGGCUUCGAAGCUUGUAGUCAUAAUUGUGUUCAUCCUCGAUCUCAUCGCCGUUGGUUUAGCCAUUGCCGCUGAACAGAGAAGAAGUGUCGGGAAGGUUGUAACGGACACUGAGAAGCAAUAUGAGUACUGUGUGUAUGGCACGGACAUUGCUACAAGCUAUGGAGUUGGUGCCUUCCUUCUCCUCCUUGUUAGCCAAGUCCUUAUUAUGAGUGCUAGCCGUUGCUUCUGCUGUGGGAAGUCUCUUAACCCUGGUGGUUCAAGAGCUUGUGCCCUCCUUCUCUUCCUCAUUUGCUGGGUAUUCUUUCUGGUCGCUGAGGUAUGUUUGCUUGCGGCAUCAAUCAGAAACGCGUACCACACACAAUACAGAAGAAUGUGGAACAUUGAUAACCCACCGAGCUGUGAAGUUAUAAGGAGAGGUGUGUUUGCAGCUGGUGCUGCGUUUACUCUCUUCACCGCCAUCGUCUCUCAAUUCUACUACGUUUGCUACUCUCGUGCUAGAGAUGCUUACCAGAAUCCUUCCUACUAA
Molecule: messenger RNA, 602 nt
Organism: Eruca vesicaria subsp. sativa (arugula)
Lineage: Eukaryota; Viridiplantae; Streptophyta; Magnoliopsida; Brassicales; Brassicaceae
Source: the annotation of a GenBank genome assembly